Messenger RNA from Haliotis rubra (blacklip abalone), 417 nucleotides. RefSeq names its product late histone H1-like. The record is from RefSeq and is a predicted model, not a curated record. Lineage: Eukaryota; Metazoa; Mollusca; Gastropoda; Lepetellida; Haliotidae. The transcript has a single exon. Bases 1 to 417 code for a protein of 138 amino acids.
AUGUCGCGUUCUCGAUCCCGAUCUCGAUCCCGAUCCCGAUCCCGAUCGAAGUCUCCUGCCAAACUCGGUUUACCUGCGCCUAAAAGGCCCCGAUCCAUCAGUAAGCGCCCCGGCAAAGCUCAGAAAAGAAAGCGCUCUGCUUCACCAAAGAAGAGUUCCUCUCGCGGCCGAUCCUCAAGCAAGCCGAAACCAGCAAAAAGGGCAAAGUCCGCCGCCAAGAAACCCGCCAAGAAGGCGAAGAAACCAGCAAAGAAAGCUGUUAAAAAAGCAGCAAAGAAGCCAGCCAAAAAGUCAGCAAAGAAAGCUGUAAAGAAGCCAGCGAAGAAGUCUCCCAAAAAGGCAGCAAAGAAAUCUGCAAAGAAACCCAUGAAGAAAGCUGCCAAAGGAAGAGCGAAAUCUGCUAAGAAAGUCAAGUAA